This is a messenger RNA of Parasteatoda tepidariorum (common house spider), 7708 nucleotides long. RefSeq names its product bridge-like lipid transfer protein family member hobbit (gene hob). The record is from RefSeq and is a predicted model, not a curated record. NCBI's taxonomy places the organism in Eukaryota, Metazoa, Arthropoda, Arachnida, Araneae, Theridiidae.
AAGAAGUUUGUUGAAUUUCUCGGUUGCUUUAAUAAUUUAACGAAGCAUCAGAGUUGCACAUAUUGACUUUUUUUAAAAUAAACCAAUCCACUUUAAGCAUUUGAGAUUUAAAUUACCUGUUCACUAAUCAAAUUUCCCGUUAAAAUGUUUUAUAGCAGAAAACGAAACAAUACAUUAGACUGCCACAGUUUUUGAGAAAUUUGUACGAAUUGUACUAAAGUCAUGUGUUACCUGUAAUAUGUAGCAGAAACCUAAACAAAAUAUUAAUCAAAAACAGAAGUUUCGAAGUUGAUAAAAGUUUGAUCUUAUUAUGAGUAUUUUUUGUCUAUUGAAUUAGUUUAAUUUAUACACAGUGCCUUUUCAAGCCGGAAAACAAUAAAAUAUUAUUUAACAUUUUGAAAAUAUGUAUACAAACUAUUAUUAUAUGUUAAAAAAAUUUGUCCAACUUUUAUAGUUAUGCUUUGUUUGAAGUAGACUAAUUGCCAUUUAUAGAAAACUCUAGAAAAUUUUGUUGAUUUGUUUCACCAUGUUUAUAUGCAAUAGUUAACCCGGAAAUGUGGUUGUUUAUUGUUUGCAUUCUCAUUUUGAUCAUCUUCUUCCUUCAUUUACCUACCAAGGCAUUGUCAUGGUUUCUACACAAGAAAUAUGGUAUGAGACUGAAAGUUGGUGGUUAUGGUUUCCUCCGUUUUCGAAACUUACACAUACAGCUCAGAAAUGGAUUAAAACUGGAAAUUGAAUGUGUUGGUCUAAGUAGCCGUUUAUUUAAUUCUUCCCUCAAGAGCUUACUAGUCAUAUGUGUUAGUGACAUAAGGUUGCAAGGAGAUGCUAACUGGAUCUUAUCUAGAAAAAAAUCUGCAACUGUGAAGUCACACCAAGAAAAAUCAAUUUUGACAUCUCUUUUAUAUAAACCUUUGCUCAAGUUUCUAUCGCUUAAUAUAUCCAAUGCUAGUGUGAUGCAGCUGGGAAAGUCAGAUGAAGAAUUUUUAUUACAUUUGUCUUUUCAAGAAUUUAGUUUGCAUUUUUGUAGUGGUGAAAGUGACAAAGAAGCACAAGGUGUCCUAGUUUGUACUUCAAUGCUUUCAUCUUCAGUGAAAAUUUUUAAGCAUCAUUCAAUUGAAGAAAAUGAACAACGUUCAACAGAGGCAUGCAUAUGCCAUUUUUCGUCCAAUGUUAAUUUUACUUUUUUAAUAACUGUUGGUGAUGAAAUAAAAAUACAGGCUGUUUCUUUAAAUAUUUCUGAUCCUGAAUUGAUGUUAUAUGAAGGUUUUUCGCUUGUGAAGUUUAGGAACUAUGCUGUGAAUGGUAUGCACUCUAAAAAACAGCCACAAGAUUCACCUCCUCCACUUAAUGAUCUUAACAUCCAACAAAAGUUUAAAAAAGUUCCUAAGAUCUUAGACAUAUCCGUUGACUCUUUUUCUGUGAAAGUUAUGAUGAAAGGUGGACAUCGAACAUUUACUUUUGGCAUCAAGUUUGUUGCACUCCACUUAGAAAUGGGAAAAUUUAAGGAGUCUGAAUUCCUUCCAUCACUAACCUCAAAGAUUGAAGUGAAAGAAAUAUCUGCUGCCAGCGAUCAUGUUCAGUUCGGACAAUUAGUAAACUGCAGCUUAGAUUUCACUGUGGCAGAAAAGAUGUUAGAUAUGAAAUUUAAUCUGUCUCUGUUACAUGUCCUGUAUGAGAAAGAAGUGUUACAAUAUUUUCUGAAAGCUCUGCUUCUUAACAAUAAUAAAGAGAAAUCCAAAUCUGAGUCCUCCCUUAAAAGGGGCAAAUCUGUGUAUGAAAUCUUGUCAGGCUACAGAAUGAAGACAACUAUUGGCAUAGAUGAUGUGAGCAUCUCUUUUAAGGUUCCUGAUUGUGAAUCAUUCAACAUUGGCUUAAUUAAAGCUCAAAGCACUCUGGAACACUUCAUUGCCAUCAAAAAUAUUGAAAAUGGUGCUGUUCAAAACACAUCUCAGAUUACAGGAUCAAGCGUCGAACUUCUGCUCGAAACAUUGUACUUAAAAAUUGGAGAUUCCAGCUUUGUGGAAUUUGGAAUGUUGAAACGCCAUCAUUAUAGCAAUAUUCCACUUGCUAUUGGUGUUGCUCUACUAAAGGCCAGGAAGAAUAACUUAGACUGUUGCAUCGAGUGUAUGUUCGAUGGUUGCCAACUGCAGUGGUACCCCAAUUCAGCAAAUCUUUUGAUCUACGCAACCAAGCUAAUGAACAGCUGCUUCAGCUCUCCCUCCUCCCCAAUUCAUGAGAAGAGAGAUGAACCUCCUUCAAACUCCUAUUCAGUGGAACUGAAUUUCAGAGGACUGAAUGUGUUUGCUCUGAAUGAAUAUAAAACGGGUGUCUUGGUGAGAGCUGAUUUGCUGAAUCUGACUACCUCAGCUGAAAAGAUAAAGCUGUUGUUGGAAGGAACUAAACUUUCUUAUAUGAACUCAGUUUUGAAAGUAUAUCAAUGCGUUCGUUCUUCAGAAAUUAAAACCUAUGAUGCUUUUAUAGAAGAUGCCUGUAUUAUUUACACAACAAAAAAGAAAGAAGCAACUAUUAGAAUUUCAGAAAAUAUAUUUCUACUUUGGAACACGACUUUGCACAUGACAUUGUUUACACUUGCACAGGAAAUAAAUGCUUUCAAACAAGCCCUACCAAGUUCUAAUAAAGCAUGCAUCGAUGUGAAUGAAACUGAGAAUGUUAAAAAAGAAGAACAGCAACAGACUAGAUUAAGCAUUUGCUUGCAAGCCAAGGGUCAUAUUGAUGUAGGAUUCAUUCUUUCAAAAGCUCACAGGGUUGUUUUUUCUGCACCCGACAUAACUUUAACUCACAAUCAGCAUUUAUUCUCAGCCAACUCUGAACAGUUGAUGGUGUUGUUUGACAAUUAUGAGAUAUUUACUUUUGAGAAAAUCAUUGUUUCACUUAUGCAAGGAAAUGAACAACACCAGGUGUGUCGUCAGAGCUUUGAAGACCUUGAACUGCCUAGCAAUAGGCUAUUAAGUAUUCAUUUUGAAGCAGUAAGAUUUGUUUUCCCUCACAAAUAUAACUUUGCUGAAGCAUUUAGUGAACAGUUCAUCAACAUUUUCAAAUGGUGGAAAAUGUUACACAAAAAGAAAAAAGUUCCCUUUACUUUGGAAAGUAAACUACCUCCUGAUCUUCAUAUUGUUUGCAAAGUUUGGUCUAUAGAACUUGAAGAUGAUCCUUUUGAAGUUAAAUUACGAGAUAACUUUGAGCUUUUAGAAGAUGAAUAUCAUGAAAGUCUGAAAAGAAAGAAAAUGUUAGAUGAGAAAAUUGAAACCUUUAGAAGGACAAAUCUACUUUUACCUGAUGAAAAAAUUAAUCUGUUAUACUCGAAACUGGCAAAAAAAAGUGCAGAGAUAUAUAUUCAACGUUCUCAACAACUGUAUCAAAAAGGUUCAAUGCGAACUUCACUGUGUACAUGGUUUUUUGAAGACAUUGACAUCCUUGCAAUUGCAGAUACAUCAUAUCAUGGCACCGAGCGUGUUAUUCAUUGGAUGAAACAGCUUGAUCCAGAAAGCCCUUAUCCAGAUGAAGGUAUUGAGUUCUCCACUCUGUGGGCGAGGAAGGUGAGGUGUUCGGCGUCAUCGUGGACGUGGCAGAUGAGGGAUUUCCCUCAGGUUCCUCUCAACAUCAAGGAGUUGCACUUCUGGGGAUUUCUAAUUGGUGCUGAGCAAGAGGCCUCUCAGAGAGCAAAGAGAACGUCUAUAGUUGAGAUUGAUAUGCCUUGGAGUAAUGCAGAAAUAGAGAGAAGCAUGCCUUCAUUGAAAUACUAUCAUGACCUUACAUUUGACAUGGAAGAUAUGUCAAUGGCUUAUGGACCUAGUUGGGAACCUAUUGUUGCACAGAUCAACAUAGCAAUGGAGCUGGUCAGUCGACCCUCACUGGAUCCCAGUCCAACUCUGCCCUGGUGGGACAAAAUGCGACUGCUUUAUCAUGGCAGACUGACCUGGAUAGCUCAACACCUGAAUAUGUUCCUUAGAGCCUCACUUGAUCCAUAUAAUACAACAGAGCAUAUGGAGAUAUCGUGGACUGAAGUUUUCAUCGAAUGGACUAACGGAAGAAUUUUAACUAAAGGAGAUUUAGACAUGUAUGUUCAUACUGCAUCCAAGUAUGAUGACAUAAGAGUUCUGCACAUCCCCCAUCUAAAACUCAGCGUGAGUUUGGAUUGGUUGUGCCUUGGAAACCCAUUUGACCAUCACAAUGUCAUGCCAUGUGCUCCAAACAAAGUUCCUGAAUAUUCAAUCAACCAGGUUCAUGAUUCUUAUCGAGCAUUUCGUUCACAAAAUCUUGACAUAUCCUAUGCUUUUGAAACUCGACAUCAUCAUUCUGCAACAGAGGAGGAUGUUCCCACAAUGCUUCUCUACAGCAGCACCCUCAGGUGGAUUGAAAACUUAAAAAUGAUUCUAUCUGGGGUGACACGUUUGACAAGGAGAGGAGUACUUUUUUCCAACACAAAGCCCAGAAAACCUCAGCUGAGUCGUCACUAUCACAGGUUGUGCGUCUCUCUCAAUCUCCACAAGUUCAAAAUCAUUUACUGGAUGUCAUUUGCGAAACAGAGGGGUCUCGAAGUGAGGGGUGGACGUCUCUCUUUAAGUUCUGAAAACACUCAAUCCAUUACUAAUCUUAAUGACGGCCUCAAACGUAGACCUCGCCCUGUGUGGAACAUAGGUUACUUGAAUUCAGAAUUGUCUGACAGUGAAAUAUGGUUGUACAACUGUAUGGAUGAGGAGAGUGAAAAUCCCACUCAAUCUUUUGACACUGAUGUUGAACAAAGUUAUUUUCUCAGUGUUAACAGAGUAUCCUAUGGAAGAGAAGAGAUAGUCAAAGACGUUGUAUCAGAAGAAGACAAAGCUGAAACUCCCACUCACCGCCUAGUGGUGUACGGUCUAAAAGGUGCAUGGACCAGGCACAAUAGACUUGUUGUUUUCAGUCUGUUGGACAGCUACCAGAAAACUGUGAUACUAAAGAAGAAUCUGUCCACUGAAGCUCUUCGCUGUUUUAAAGUAGAAUCUCAAAAUACUCCUCAGAAAGUCCGUUCCCAGACAAACACUUCCCAGACAAGUGUGUCAGCAGGUCCUAGUCCCAUCAGCAACCUUCAGUCUAGUCACGCUGCAUCCAUGCUUCAGAAGUUAGUCGCAGAAUCAGAAGCUAACUCCAUGGUAUUCAUUGAAGAGAUGGAGGGCACAACUCGUGAACAAAAACUGUAUGGAGUGUCUGCAUGUGAAACUGAUGAUGUGCUUCAGAAAAAAUGGCUCAUUGAAUUGGUGAACAGUCAGGUGAUGUUGAGAGGUUGUGAGACAUCUGGUUAUGUGAUUGUGAGUGCUGCAAAAGCAAAACUUUUGCAGAGAUUGCACAUGCCUGUAUGGAAGAACAGAUCUCUCGUCUCUAAGACAACGUGGGUGGGAUCCUUUGAAUGUAUGCAGUACUAUGCAACUGUGGAUGCCGGUGUUCCGAGUUCAUCCGUAGAUGACGUCAUGUGGCUGUCACUAGAUAAUAUUGAGGAGCGUGAGUCCAUGAUCAUCAGUGACCUCCCUGACCUCGUUGGCAGUGGUCACAGUGUUGGAGGUGUGGUGAGCAGCACUGUGGGGGCCACAUCAGAUCCUGACUCUGCCCCCAUACAGCUCCAAAGAAUUGUUUCAAGAUGUGGAUGCCAAUUCUACUAUGCCAGUUUUGGAGAAAAUGUGGAUCCUAGCAAUCUGGAAGAAGUUCCUCCACUACCAGAAGACAAUGACUUGUGGGAACAGGAGGUGGGAGUGGAUUGUUUCACCCUCACGCACCAUGACUUAGAUAUCUGCACCAACUCCCUCCAGUACGCCAUGAUCCUGGAUCUGGUCAACAACCUCCUGCUCUAUGUGGAGCCCAGGAAGAAGGAGGCCACCAAUCGAUUGCAGUACAUGAGAUUCCAGCUCCAGCUAUGCUCGGUGGAGGAUCAAAGAGAACCCAUUUUGGUACUUCAAGAGAAUAUAAGAUCUUUGCUGUCUAAUUCGAGAAGAUUAGAAAAGGAAGCAUACGUCAAGCAUAAACAAUAUUUGGAGAACCCUGACAGAGGAGAUUAUUUAGAUCAACUGCACAUGUUGGACAAUCAGAUCUAUGAGCAUAAAGAACAACUGAACUCCAUGAAUGAAGAAUUGACAAUGAUGAUCAGCUGUUUCAAGGAGACACAGAUCAUUGCUAGCCGAUCCCGCCAAAGGGCAUCCUCCCAUGACAAAGGGGUCUCUCCCUCUCGCAGAUCAGAAGUGUGCUUCAAGCAUGCUCAAUGGAGGUUGACGGAUGCUGAUGGUCAACUGGGAAUAUCAGACUUGAUACUCAGCAAUUUUUUGUAUUCCAAAGUUGCAAAGACAGAUGAUUCGGUUGAGCAUCUUUUAGAACUUGGCUAUGUAAAGAUGUCUAAUCUCCUACCCAAUCAAACAUACAAGGUUGUAUUGCAACCAACAGAAAUGCAGUCAAAGAUUCCUCUAGACCGCCAGUGCCUGUUAAGAAUAUAUUGCCGUGAGAAGGCUCCAGUGGGAGGAAUUUCAAUUAAAGAACAUCUGGAAGUGAACCUUGUACCUAUAACCAUUGGACUCACUGAAGCACUCUACAAGGCUAUGUUGAAGUUCUUUUUCCCAGGAAGAGACACGGAGAAAGGAGAUGAUCACUCAGAAGAUGAGGAACCUGUCUCUUCAUCUAAUAAGAAACCAUUCAAACAGAAACGAUCUGCAACCUUUUAUGGGGAGAGAGAUGAUAUUGAAAAAAUGAAGGAAAGGGCUGAUAAAAACCACACAUUUUUCUCCAUAAAAAUACCCGAAGUCCCUCUGCGUGUGAGUUACAAAGGAAAAAAGGAUAAAAACAUCGAAGAUGUGCAUGAGCUUAGUUUGUUGUUAUCAACCAUUGAAUAUCACAAUAAAACAUGGACUUGGCUGGAUUUGUUGAUGGCUUUGAAAAACGAUGCCAAAAAGAUUCUUUUAUCUCAAGCCAUCAAACAAAAACUUCUGAAGUCUAGGAACAUUCCAGAAACUGACAACCAACCACAAGAAGAUGAAAAAGCUAUGAUACUGUUGGGACCUCAACAUCUUGCUGGUGGUGGUGAUAAGACUUUAAAGAAAAGUUUUCUGAGCCGAAUGCGAAAAGAUCAUCAUUGAAAGACUUUAUAAUGCUUAAGUGUUAUUCAUUAGCAUGCAAGAGUAUCAGAGCUCUUGUCUAAUAAGUGCUUCAAAUUGAAAACAAUUCAGGUAGUUAAAUUAUUUAUGUUACUGUGAUAUCUCUCCAAUUUUCAAAAAUAUUUUAGUUCAAGUCUCAGAAAAUUAAAUUUUAUUACAUUUUGAUCACAUCAAAUAUUAAGCCCCUUAUUAAAUGAGUUGUAAAUAAUUACUAUGGAAAUUAUUGUGUGCCAAUUUUUAUAUUUAAUGAGUUGUAUUUUUAAAGAAAAAAACAUUUUAAACUUUUUAUAGCUUUAUGAAAAUGACUAUGUUUGCAAAAUGUUUAAUUUAAUAUGACAUUUUUCCUUAUCUGCGGGAUCCAUUUUAUUCUGCAAUUAAUCUCAGAAUGUUUAUAGUUUAUAUUUAUCUGCCGAUAAAUUAUAGAAUCAGUUUUUUUCUAAGCUGUCUGGUCCAGGGACCCAGAGCUGAAAAAUUUUAUUUAAGGCUCUGGCUAUUUUAAAUAUAUAUUUAAUUGCGCUUUUGAUUUUCAGAUUUUAAUUUUAAAUGAAAAGAAAAAUUCAUUUCAUUUUUUUUAUUAU